This is a messenger RNA of Sturnus vulgaris (Common starling), 4239 nucleotides long. The record is from RefSeq and is a predicted model, not a curated record. NCBI's taxonomy places the organism in Eukaryota, Metazoa, Chordata, Aves, Passeriformes, Sturnidae.
UGUGGCUCAAAUCAGUGCAGGACAUAGUGGGAGAAUAAAAUUCUGUUGUUUCUCCAAAAGAGGCUUUGUCUGAGCAAUUGGACUUGGAAAGCUACAGUAAGAUCGCUUGACUACUGGCAGAUCCCUGCAUUGCAGACAAUGUUCCUUGUUUUGCUAUUUUAGGGUGCAGUGGAGCCCAUGCAGAUUGACGUAGAUCCACAAGAAGAUCAGCAAAAUUCACCUGAUAUCAACUAUGUGGUGGAGAACCCCACGCUGGAUUUGGAGCAGUAUGCGUCCAGCUACAGUGGGCUGAUGCGAAUCGAGCGGCUGCAGUUCAUUGCUGAUCACUGCCCACAGCUUCGGGUGGAAGCUCUCAAGAUGGCUCUGUCAUUUGUCCAGAGAACUUUCAAUGUUGAUGUGUAUGAAGAAAUCCACAGAAAGCUGUCUGAAGCCACGAGAGAACUGCAAAAUACACCUGAUGCUGUCCCUGACAGUGGGAUUGAACCCCCUCCUCUUGACACAGCUUGGGUUGAAGCUACACGCAAAAAAGCUCUUCUUAAACUGGAGAAACUCGAUACAGAUCUCAAAAAUUACAAAGGGAACUCCAUCAAGGAGAGUAUCAGGAGAGGCCAUGAUGACUUAGGUGAUCAUUACCUGGACUGUGGAGACCUCAGCAAUGCUCUCAAGUGUUACUCACGAGCCCGUGAUUACUGCACCAGUGCUAAACAUGUUAUCAACAUGUGUCUCAACGUUAUCAAGGUCAGUGUCUACCUCCAGAAUUGGUCUCAUGUUCUGAGCUAUGUAAGCAAGGCUGAGUCUACACCAGAAAUUGCAGAACAAAGAGGAGAAAGAGAUAGCCAGACACAAGCAAUUCUCACCAAACUGAAAUGUGCAGCAGGCUUGGCCGAACUAGCUGCCCGGAAGUACAAACAGGCAGCAAAGUGCUUCUUGUUGGCAUCAUUUGAUCACUGUGAUUUCCCUGAGCUGUUAUCUCCCAGCAAUGUGGCUGUGUAUGGUGGGCUCUGUGCCCUUGCUACAUUUGACCGUCAGGAACUACAACGAAAUGUUAUCUCUAGUAGCUCCUUCAAAUUAUUUUUGGAGCUGGAGCCGCAGGUUCGUGACAUCAUCUUCAAGUUUUAUGAAUCUAAAUACGCUUCCUGCCUGAAGAUGCUGGAUGAGAUGAAGGACAACCUGCUGCUAGAUAUGUACCUCGCACCUCAUGUCAGGACACUUUAUACCCAGAUUCGAAAUCGUGCCCUUAUCCAGUACUUUAGCCCCUAUGUGUCAGCAGACAUGCGCAAGAUGGCCACUGCUUUUAACACCACAGUGGCUGCUCUGGAAGAUGAACUCACUCAGCUGAUCUUGGAGGGACUGAUCAAUGCCAGAAUAGACUCUCACAGUAAGAUUCUGUAUGCUCGAGAUGUAGAUCAGCGCAGCACAACUUUCGAGAAGUCUCUGCUAAUGGGCAAAGAGUUCCAGCGCCGUGCCAAAGCAAUGAUCCUGCGCGCCGCAGUCCUGCGCAACCAGAUACACGUCAAGUCUCCUCCGAGGGAAGGUAGCCAAGGGGAGCUCACUCCAGCUAACAGCCAAUCCAGAAUGAGCACCAACAUGUGAAAAACUUCGUGCACUACCAAAAGAAAUGGUCCCUCAGGACUGUACCCAGUGUCUCACCCACUAACUGCUGAGCUUCACAAACUGUCCCUAUCUCCCUCACUUCUUGCUCGGAUUGAGAGAGUCAGGGUUGGUGGUGGAUAAUAUGAAUGUUCCAGUAACUUCAGUUCUCCUUGGAAAGAAAUUCUAUUUAAAAACAGCAUCCCUGAAAAUGAAUCAUCAUUUCGGUUUUGGUAGAAAACCUUCACUCUCCUUCCACCACUCCAUAAAGAGCUUUCAGGUUAUUCAUACAGAUGCUGAGUUGAGAGUUUUUCAGCUGCUAUUAGUUUUCUUGUUUCAAAGCUGCAAAAAUAGCUAGUUGAAUGAACAGGCAUGAUAUAAGAUGAAUUUUGCUGGCCUGAAAGUACUGCCUUGAUUUUGAGCAAUGCUGAGCUUUCUGUUUUCCAAAUAAACUUAAAAGUGCGUUGCUCUCAAUUAUGGAGCUAAAGUUCUGAUGAGGGAGGAGAUUUACUUUGAGAAGCUCUUGGACAAUAUUCACCUGUACCAGAAAACAUGGCAUUGCUUCCAUGCAUUCAGUCACAGGCCUUUCUUUUUAGGGUUUUAUGUUUACCUGCAGCCAGGUUCUCUCUCUCUCUCUGCUCUCUAUUUUCAAAGAACUGUUUCCUGAUGUGUUUCUCUCUUGUGUGUGACCUGGCUUUGGGGUCCAGUGUUAUCAUAGCAGUAAAUCUCUACUUCAUGCAAAUACUGCUGCUUGCCCAGUCUUAAUGCCAUAGUGUGUGAUGGUUUCCCAACAUGUGCAACAUUGUUUUGGGUAGAAUGGAUAAAUACCAUAAAGCACCACUCAAGUCUUGUGGAAACGCUAAAAAGAGUCAGUGUAGGUGCCCACUCUCCAGGUGCAUUUAUUCUGCUUUUCCUUUUAUAAAGGGGUUAAAGGUGGCAGCCCUGUGUGUGUGUGUGUGUGUGUGGUGUGUGUGUGUGUUCCUGUAUUCAUUAAAGGAGAUAUGCACUGCAUUUUCUGAAGUCACUGCAGCCUUGUAUUCACCUAAUCCGUAAGGCAAGCUGAGAAUUUUGAUCCAACCCUGACUGGUCUGGCAAGUGACUACAGAUGUUACUUUUAAUGUGUUCAUGCUUUUUUUUUUUAGAAAAGGUAAGUUGUUAUAUCUAGUGCAUUAAACAACAGGAUUUAAAAGCUUCCGAGUAUUUUGAGUUUUGUGUUAAAGUGGGUUUUAGGCAUUUUGAUAUCAAGCCAUUGAUUUUUUUGCUAAGCUUCCUGAUCUUUUGUAGGCGAUUGUGUUUUGCUUUCUGAUCUGGUUGGAGAUGUAGCUUGGAUGAACUGUGAAGAAAGUGCAUUUUGAAUGAACAUUUGAACAGCAAAAUUCCUGUAGCAACAGUGGCCUCUCCCUGGCUUUCCAUGCUGUUUAUGACUUAGGUGCUGAAAAUGGAAGCAAUAGUUUCUGUGAGGUCUUUGGUUACAUUUGGCAUGGAAAAAUUCUCCCAUUUUUGAGGGAAGAACUUAGUGUUGAGCAUCAUUGAUACCCAGUUUAGUGAGAAAGGCAAGUUGAGUCCUUGGGUAAAUUGCUGUACAUCUGUAUAAGAAAUGCAGGGAAAGUACUGUUAUGCUUUCUGUUCAUGCUGAAGGAAAGCUUUUCAGUCCUAAAAUGCUACUCAAGCAUUCUUGCUUUCUUCCCCAAAUGAGCCAGUGAUACUAUUUGUAAGGAAAAGAUCUUAAACUCUGCUCUUUAGAAGAUGCAUCCCAGUGAAGUGCACCAUGCCAGGUGGCAGUCUGUGCUUCCACUUUCAGGAUUUUAUUGACCGAUAUCUGUCCCUUGCUGGAGAAUUUCUUCUGCAGGGCUCCUCAGUGGUCAGUGAUGUCUUGAGCUGAUUGGAGUCUCUGUUCUUCCAGACACCAGCAGCAUCACACAUCUCUCAGCAGCCACAAGGGGCCCACAAGGUGGCAAUAGCAGUUUCCAGCUCUGGCUGUGGCCCGGGGCCCUUCUGUAGUGUUGGCAGAGGUGGGAAGUUUUCGUCCCCCCAGACAAAAGUACUUGCAGCCUCUCUGGGAGUGAUCGAGCAUCUUUUAUUGCAUUGGCAUCGUGGAUGCUUUGUGCAGAGUUACUGGUAUAUAACUCUCUCCUUUAGCCUGUGAAAGAAGCUGCUGUUGCUUUAGGAUCUUGUAGAUGGGAGUCAGGACUGUUGAGGCACGUUUCUUCUAGAAAAGUGUAAGACCCCUCCUGAAUUUAGGAGCCUAAAGCCACCUUGAUUGUUCCUGUACACUGGUGAUUCUGUGAUGAGACUGUAUUUGUGAGAGGGAGGUGUGAGCUAAAAUCUCUCUGUGUGGGAAAGAAGAUAAGCCACAUCUCUCACUCAGCCCCAGGUCUCUUGUGCUGGAACCAGCUGUUUCGCCUUUGUGGACUUUGAGCAGGAGAAUGACUGAGCUUUCUGGUUUUUUUGGGAAACUGUAAAUGGGAAGAGGUCAAUUAAACUGUUUGAAAUUCUAGGAUAAUAAAUAUUUAGGUUUUUUACUAGAGGAGAGGGGAAUAGACCAGGAAACUCAGAAUACUUGACAGCUUUAGUAUGUAUGCCUGUGCUAGAGAAGAAGUGGACUUUUUGCACAGGAGGUGGGAGAGGUGUUUUCAAGUUCCCAUCUUU